Marasmius oreades (fairy-ring Marasmius) is the source of this 4158-nucleotide messenger RNA. RefSeq lists its product as uncharacterized. The record is from RefSeq and is a predicted model, not a curated record. Lineage: Eukaryota; Fungi; Basidiomycota; Agaricomycetes; Agaricales; Marasmiaceae. Bases 1 to 4158 code for a protein of 1385 amino acids. The transcript has 14 exons.
AUGUCGACAUCGAUAUCCCCACCAGGUGCUCGGCCCUCUGAAAAAUCCACUAUUGUUCAUCUACCAGGUCGUCACCGGCUGCUUCCUACUGUCUUUCAAUUAUCUUCUCACCCGCUAAUACCUGCCAAAACAACCCCCUUCAUCCAACAUAUAUAUCUGAUCUUUAAAGAUCUAUCGGAGGACGCGGCAACGACACUGGAGAAGUCUUCGAAUGACGAAGGGAUUUUACAAGUUCCCUCCGGUCCAAAUGAGGAAAUGUGCAGACUUGGCUUGCUUAAACUUGAACCCGGUGAUGUCGUGUUCAUGAGGAGACUUGGGUGUGAAGAUCCUGCUGAAGAUGUGAUUAGAGCUUUACUAUUGAGCGAGCGCAUCGAUAGAUGGCGUAGCGAUUUAAACCACAUUAGAGAUCGGAUUUUAGGCCCACAGGCGCUUCGACUACCAGGAAAGCCAAAGAAGUCCAACGGCAGGUGGACGGGUGGAAUUGCCUUUGAAAGGAACGAUUAUAUUGAAGGCAUGAACGGCUCCCGAUGCUACUCACUUGGUUUGACUCGUCAAUGUGCUAGAAAUGUCGCUGCACCUGUUGCCGAUAACAGAGUGAACCAGAACGACGCAAACGGUCGGGAGCUCCGAGGAAGCAUUGUCCAGACCUGCUCGCAGAUUGGCAUUCAUUCGCUACAGAGUCAGGUGCCUCAUAUCUACAGAAUACUCAAUAAUUAUGCCGAGGUGACCAACUUGCCUAGACUCGGUGACCCACAAAAUAGCGCAUAUCCAGCUGCUCAACUGAACACGGCUGGUGCUGUCACGUAUAAUUCUGACCAAGGGCUCUCCAAAGAAAUGAACAUAUUUGGCGACUCCCACAAAGAUAUACACGACGCUUCGGGCGCCUUGUCAGGCGCGUGUUCCAUGCCCGAUGUUCCUGAAGGUUAUGAAGCUGGGCGAUUCCACCUGCUAGAAGACGGGGUUUAUUACGAGUUGGACGGGAUCAAGUUUGCAAACUUCUCUGGCCUGCAAAAACAUGGUGGCACACCUCCAAGAGCUCCUCUUGGUCAACCGGUUGAACCUUGGGCCACGCGUCUCAACGUCAUUCUUUACCCGCCUACCGAGUUGCUCAAUGGAACCUCUUGUCUCCAGGUGGCACCCUGGCCUGAUGGCGGUCCGUUGGUACUACCGUCUGAACUGAUAAGACCAGAGCAAACCGAAAGCAUCAAAAAAGAAAAACCUGAAUGCAGCCAGCCUACGUUUACUGCAGAUGCUGGCAAUCUGAUGGACCAAGAAGCAUUGGCAAACUUUGUGUGUCGUUCUGGCGUACAAGUUCUCCACUAUCUGAUCAGCCAAUUGCCUUCGGACUGGAAUGUCCAUUUUAAUCCAAGUGCCUUAUUGGAAUCAAUCAAAAUGGAUGUUGAUGGAGAAGGCGUGUCAAUGAAGGAAUGGCCUACGGGACCCAACGGUAGACCGUUCAACGCAGAUGGCAACGAUCUUCGAGCAAUUUAUACAAGGGAAUGGUUGGACCAUUGCCGUGUAAUGGGCCAAUAUGUGACCGGGAAUGUCGACCAGGAGCUGAUUGCUCCAGAAAAUCUGGUCCAGUUGAAGAAGAGUACAAUUUCUCCUCAUGCUGGCGCUAACAACCGUCAACUCACUAACACUGUUACUUUUAGAAUGGCAAGGACGUCGAACGCCGCGUCUUCCUGCAAAGAAAAGGAACUUACGGAUAUGACUCUGGCAAUUGCUCACACAAAAACAGCACAAAAAUUAGCAAAACCCCCUCCUCUUCGUUCUGCAAUACGGAAACGGAUUCUCUCAAAAUCUAAACAAGCGAAAAGCCUAAGGUCAGCUAAUGGCAGUGCUUCCACAUCUCGCUCAACUACUGGAAUGACCAUCCAAUCAAUGCAACCGGCAACCAUCAUAACUAGGUCAUCCGCAUUAGCUGCUAGCUCAACGCACUCGUCUUCAGCAAUACCAAUGGUUACCUCGCCACCAACUGGCGUUGCUACUCAAUCCUCUUUGUCAAGUGCGGGCGGUAUAAUAGAACACAACCAGGGCGAUGACAGUCAAGAUACUGAUAACUCAAUGGCAAUGGAAAUUGAUGAGCAUGAAGCGGAGCGUGAGGAAGAAGAGAGCAAUGUGGAGGGAGAGUAUGAGGUUGAGCAAAUAAUUGGACAUAAGCCUCCCUUGUAUCCAACACAUUAUUAUAUCAAGUGGAAAGAUUAUGACGAUGAAGACAGUGCUACAUGGGAGAGAUUAGAAAACUUAGCAAACUGCGCCCAACUACUCUGCAACUAUCAUUGUGCACACAACGAGGUAAUGUCCCUGAGACAAACCCGAGCAUUACUUGGAAAGAUGGGUGGAAAUGUCGUCCGCAUUCUCGGUCAUGAAACGUAUAAUACCCCGUGGACCGAAAACGAAUCUUCUAUUGUGUUUUUCAUACACAUGCACCCAGACUAUAUUGUGGAUCUCAGUUUUGAGUUCGAUGAAAUUAUCGAGAAACUGCGGAAGGGUGAAGUUGAGGCAUCCGCUUUGGACUUCGUUUUAAUCAACGAAGCAAAUCAAUGCUUACUUGAUAAACCCCUUGACGAGCAGACACCUUGUCAGAUUGCAUCCUUUCAUGUUCAACUUCGUGCUCUCGGAAUCAGCAUCUGUAGAAAUUCCUUAGAAGAACAUCUCCUCCGCAGUGUUGUUCUUGACUCCUACCACAACUUGUACGCAUGGAUACGACAGUUCCAUCAAAAUCCCCAGUCAUCAUCGUGGUUUGGUCGAUUGUACAGCCGUGUCUGUGGAAUCUUGGACAAUGCAACCGAUUUUGGAUCGCAAGUAAUAAACAUAUCGUCAUCAGAUUAUCUAUCCCUCCAGCCAUCUGUUGUCUUUGCUUUCCACCGUUCGCCAGCUGACAUACGAAGGAACAUACCUCUCUCCGAUUCUAAGCGCAAGGAACGUGUCGAGGACCUGACAGCACAAGUUGUCCUGCAUUGGCUGGGGUUUCGCUGUGACAACAACUUCUGGACCCGACUUCAGUUUCUUGGCGCAUUGUGGGAGACCUUUACCCAUCCAGCCAUUCAUCUCCUGAAGCCGGUUUACGAAGUCUUCAUGGGCGACCUCUCUCUUCUUCAAAAACGGGACAGAAAGCGAAAAAGCAGGCCUUGGACGAGCUCAGAUUUGAAUAAUUUUCUAUCCACCCUGGAACAUUUGCCCCGAUUGGUUAUUGAUGAUUAUCGUUGCCAUCUACAAGCCUUGUCCGUUUCUCGGAAAGCAUAUGAAAAUGAAAGGAGGCGACGUUGGAACCACGGACAGUCAUCCAAUGUUCGCAGGAGUGAUGGUAGCGUUUUGAAUAUACGACGGCAAAAUGUUCUUGGUGCUGGCGAACAGCCAUUGGACUUCUUUAUCAAGUUUCUUCGAUCGUGCUUUGAGGCCAUAAGCAUGGAACAAUCCAAGCUCACCACUUCACAGAAGACCAUGUUGAAGGAUUUGGAUGGCUUUUAUCCAUUCAGAGAACAAGCGCCAUCUAGAAGCUGGAUUGUCGCCGAAAGCGGGCCAUUUCAUCACGAUUACAUCAAUACUCGAUCUGGGUUAUUCAGUGCGUUAGUCUUUCGCGGUAUUACUUUUCACACCCCAUCCGUUACGCACCAUAGCGGCCGGUUUGACGAUAUUGAAACUUGGAACGAGUUCCGAGUGGCAUAUCAAGACAAACCCGAAUCCUGGUUCUGCAGCAAUAUGGCAUAUGGUCCAACAAAAGGUCGUUCAACCAAAAAUGUCACCGAGCUCUGGAAAUUUAGUGAACAUCUUCACAAUCUUCUACAUUCAUCGACAAAACCAUCGUUCUUUCAGGUUGUUCAAGAACUACGUACUCUCACAAGUUGGGGCAUCCUUACUGCAUACCUUUGCGCCGUUGACUUGGUGUAUGCUCAAGUCUUGGACGCAAGUGAUGAUGACGUAGUAGAGUUUGUUGUGGAAGCUGGAAAAGGCGCUUACAAUGCCCUCAAAAAGCUUGGUUUUUCGGGGACAGCAUUGGAGAUGACGCCGCAUUUUCGGGACGCAUAUCGCUAUGUUUCUGAAAAGUUAUCCGAGGAAGAGAAAGUGCAAAUAGGCUGGAACGUUUUUAUCAUGGAACAUGCCCUUUGCAAAUUCUCCAAGCUGUUCGACAUACUUAUGAAAUGGGGGUUGUAG